CUAAGGCAUGUCCGGUUCGGUUAACGCGUGAAGAGCAGGAUCACGAGUACCAAGGUGCUGUCUUCCAGUAAAUGAUAAAUUUGACCUACGCUAAACUAAUGGAGAGUGAAGGCGUGAGGACUGACCCCCAGCUUCAGCAAUUCAUUGAAAUUGAGUCUCAAAAGCAAAGGUUUCAGCAGCUGGUACACCAAAUGACAGAAGUCUGUUGGGAGAAAUGCAUGGAUAAGCCUGGUCCGAAGCUUGACUCAAGGACAGAAGUAUGUUUUCUCAAUUGUGUUGAACGUUUCAUUGACACAAGCCAAUUCAUCCUCAACAGACUUGAACACACUCAGAAGACAAGAGACUCCUUCUCAGACACCAUAACAGACUAACUGGAACCUGUGACCAGAACAGACCUCAUCUGUUCCCACACCCCUUGUGAAAUAACGGUCAUUAAACAGUCAAAGAAAACAUUUUCAUUCUCUCAAAGUGCCUGAUUAUUGUGUAACAUAAUAUUUAGAAGAAUCUUGAUUUAGAAAUAGAUAAGUAUGAACAUAUUGUACAGGAGGCUUCUGUCUCUUUGACGGCUAAAGGUGCAAGUAAGGGAAGAAGGAAAACAUGAAACCUCCCUUAAAAUUUAUAAUGUGUAACCAACUCCAGGGCAGAAGUCUGGAUAUAGCACAAAUUUAAGCAUUACAAUGCUUUAUAAUGGAAAUAUGUUUAUUGAGAACAUAAUUGCUUACAUCAAUUCAUUGUUACAUGUUUAUUCAUGUGUUUUCUGUAUUUAAAGUCAAGAGUUUUAUUUAGAACCCUAAUGUAUCCCAUAUACUCCUGUUUAUACUUAUACUUAUUAUUAUUAUUAUUAGGGGCUGAGCCCCGAAGGAGCACCUAUUGUAUCCGUUAGUUUUCCUGUUCUUCUUCCCCACUGGGAGUCUAUGGCAGCCCUAAGAACCGUAAGCAGGAAAAUGAUGAAAUUUGGCACACUCAUAGAUAUGACCAUUACUAGUAUCUGUACCAAUUAUGGGCUCUCUAUGACCAACUCUAUAGCGCCACCCCUAGUUCAAAAUUUCACUUCAAAUGGUUAUAAUUGUUGAACACUUUGUCCUAGAGAAAAUAAAUUUAGUUCAUCAGAUAACUCUUAUGGUUACAUUCCAUACCUUACAUUAAGACUCCACCCAUUACAGUAGUCACCAUAUUGAAAUGUACACUAUUCAGUUUUUUGACGACUACUUGUUGAAAUUUUGUCCCAUUCUUACCAAAAUUGACUCAGAUGAUCAAUGGACCGAGCUGUACUAAAAUAACUGAACAGAACAAAAAGUUAUGAUGUCACAAAUUUUAAAAUGUUGACCCAAAAUUGGAUCAGAGGCUGUAUCUCAGCCAUACUUUGAUCAAUCGUAGUGAAACUUGGUACCCUUCAUCAGCAGCAUGGUCUUAGGGUCUGUAUUGAUUUUUUAGAACAGUGUCAACCUACGGAUCAUGAGAUUUGAAAAAUGAUUAUUUUUUAUUAUAACCUUUUGAAUAGUUCGUUUGAAAAUUAUGAUUUCUUCUGAUUCAUUGGGUCAUGGUGAAUCCAUGGAUACCAUUUUUGCCAGGAUCAGACGAACCGCCUGCCCUUUAAAGUGUUUGACGUAUCGGCACAAAAUUAGUGAUCAUUCAAUGCAUGUUCUUUAGGUACCUGAGAAAUUUGAGCUCAGCACCACCUAGUGUUCUAGAGAUAUAAGGUUUUUUUUUUAUUGUGUGCUCAUUCUCAGCUUGGAAGCUCUCCUCAGCAUCAAAACAAAUGUGCGGUCUUUGUGUGAUGCACUGUGGAAAAUGACAAGAACCAAUUCUAAAGGGCUUGGGUUCGAUUUUUGUGUGGUGCAACUUCUUAAAAGUGUGUGUAAUGUCAUUUGAUUCCUUUCUUUUGUGGUUCAGCAUUGAACUAACCUUUCAACCUCUUGGCAUGCAAAUAAUUGCCUCUGUUCUGUUCAAUUUCCUGUUUAAGCUUAUUCUUGGCUAUGCUUCUGAACCCAUCUUUUAUUCAUUCAUGUACAUUCUAUUGUUCCUCUUCGUGUUGUUCAGGCUCAGCACUGCACUUUCUGCACCUUUGGAGCUUGGCCCUGUUAAUCGAUGCUUGCAUCUUUUAUUAUUAUUAUUAUUAUUAUUAUUAUUAUUAAAUAGCCUUAUUUAGUUUCAACUGUAAGCUGUGUAAGACACUU
Molecule: messenger RNA, 2177 nt
Organism: Ictalurus furcatus (blue catfish)
Lineage: Eukaryota; Metazoa; Chordata; Actinopteri; Siluriformes; Ictaluridae
Gene: timm8a
Product: translocase of inner mitochondrial membrane 8 homolog A (yeast)
Exons: 2
Coding region: 72-371 (99 amino acids)
Source: RefSeq, a predicted model, not a curated record